GGGCUCUCACACAUCGACUCAUGGCGGAGAUCACCACAUCUCACAAUCGGCUCGAUCACACCGCCAAACCCGCGUCUCAUCAUGGACACAAGACGUCACGAGCGCCGCUGAGAUUGCGGACACAUUGGAUGUUGCGUUUCGGCUUUUAUUGAGUCCCAGAGAGCCAGCUGCAUUCAUAUACGGUGUCCUCGCCAGGCCCGGGAGGCUGUGAAUUAUUCUUAAAGGAACUGGACAACAAACAGGGGAAAUGGCUGCGACUGCCGGCUUCUCCUCCAAUGGUCCCUGGACGCUGAGCGACACCGAGGUGAACAGUUUGUACCGGGAUCUCGAGCUGGGCACCGUAUUGACUCUCUUUUACUCAAAAAAGUCUCAAAGACCUGAGAGAAGGACAUUUCAAGUUAAACUUGAGACCAGACAGAUUAUCUGGACCCGAGGAACGGAUAAAAUCGAGGGGGGAAUUGAUAUUCGGGAGAUUAAAGAGAUCAGGACGGGACAGAAGUCACGUGACUUUGAGCGGUAUGUGGAGGACUCGACGGCUCGGCCGGAUCAGGCCCACUGCUUCGUCAUUCUCUACGGGACAGAGUUUCGACUCAAAGCACUUAGUCUUGCAGCGACGUCAGAUGAGGAGAUGGUGAUGUGGGUGAAGGGUUUGACCUGGCUGGUCUCAGACACACUCCGCUCCCCCACACCCCUGCAGAUAGAGAGGUGGCUAAGAAAACAGUUUUACACAGUGGAUCGCAACAGGGAAGACAGAAUUUCCUGUAAGGAUUUGAAAAGUAUGUUGUGUCAAGUCAACUACAGAGUUCCCAAUAUGAGGUUCUUACGGGAGAAACUUCCGGACGGAGAGCUGAGGAAUGGAGAUGUAUCGUACAGUCAUUUCGCUCAGUUGUACCGCAGUCUGAUGUUUGAUGCACAGAAAUCAAUGGAGAUUCCUCUGCUGCAAAGGUUUAUUGAGAGACCGGAGCAGAAGAUCUCGCUGGAGGACUUCCAGAACUUCCUCAUCGAACAUCAGAAGGAGCUUUGGGCCACAGACAAUAACAAGGUGCAGGAGUUCAUGUUCCAUUACCUGAAAGAUCCUCUACGAGAGAUCGAGCAGCCGUACUUUCAUCAGGACGAGUUCCUGACGUAUCUGUUCUCUAAGGAGAACACUAUCUGGGACUCUCAGCUGGAUCAGGUGCGGCCAGAGGACAUGAACAACCCCCUGUCUCAUUACUGGAUCUCCUCGUCACACAACACCUAUCUGACGGGAGACCAGUUUUCCAGCGAGUCGUCUCUGGAGGCGUAUGCACGCUGUCUGCGGAUGGGCUGCAGAUGCAUCGAGCUGGACUGCUGGGACGGUCCUGAUGGGAUGCCCGUCAUCUAUCAUGGUCACACGCUCACCACAAAGAUUAAAUUCAGCGAUGUGCUUCACACCAUCAAAGAACAUGCUUUUGUCACUUCUGACUAUCCCAUCGUCCUCUCCAUUGAAGACCACUGCAGUAUAGUUCAGCAGAGAAACAUGGCCACCUACUUCAAGAAAGUUUUUGGAGAGAUGCUCUUGACCAAAGCAGUGGACAUCUCAGCGGACGGUCUCCCCUCGCCCAAUCAGCUCAAGAAAAAGAUCCUCAUCAAGCACAAGAAGUUGGCUGAAGGCAGUGCAUAUGAGGAGGUCUCGUCUUCAACACCUUACUCUGAGAAUGACAUCAGUAACUCCAUCAAGAACGGCAUUCUCUAUCUGGAGGACCCCAUCAACCAUGAGUGGUAUCCUCACUUCUUUGUUCUGACCAGCAAUAAGAUCUAUUACUCUGAAGAGACGUCCAGUAAUCAAGGGAACGAGGAUGAGGAGGAACAUAGAGAGAUCUGUAAUGGGAUGGACCAGCAUGUAACGGAGAAGUGGUUUCACGGUAAGCUGGGUGCAGGGCGAGAUGGGCGUCAGAUCGCCGAACGUCUGUUGUCUGAAUACUGUCUGGAAACCGGAGCUCCUGACGGAUCAUUUCUGGUGCGCGAGAGUGAGACGUUUGUGGGCGACUACACACUCUCUUUCUGGCGGUCCGGUCGAGUCCAGCACUGCAGGAUUCACUCUCGACAGGAAGCUGGAAGCCCAAAGUUCUACCUGACGGAUAAUCUUGUGUUUGACACGCUGUUUGCGCUCAUCACACAUUACCAGCAGGUGCCUCUGCGCUGCAACGAGUUUGAGAUGAAGCUGACGGAGCCAGUGCCGCAAACCAACGCUCAUGAGAGCAAAGAGUGGUAUCACGCAUGUCUUUCCCGCAGUCAGGCUGAAAACAUGCUGAUGAGAGUGCCGCGUGACGGUGCUUUCCUCGUGAGGAAGAGAACUGAAUUCAACUCCUUCGCCAUUUCCUUCCGGGCGGAGGGGAAGAUAAAACACUGUCGUGUGCAGCAAGAGGGGCAGAUGGUGGUUUUGGGCACGUCUGAGUUUGACAGUUUAGUGGAUUUAAUCAGUUACUAUGAGAAACAUCCGCUGUACCGCAAGAUGAAGCUGCGUUACCCCAUCAAUGAAGAGACACUGGAGAAGAUCGGCACUGCUGAGCCUGAUUAUGGAUCUCUCUAUGAGGGUCGUAACCCUGGAUUCUAUGUGGAAGCCAAUCAGAUGCCUACAUUCAAGUGUACAGUCCGAGCCAUGUAUGAAUAUAAAGCCCAGCGUGAUGACGAGCUCUCUUUCAGCAAGAACGCCAUCAUUCAGAAUGUGGACAAACAGGAAGGAGGCUGGUGGAAAGGGGACUGUGGCGGUAAGAAGCAGCUGUGGUUCCCUGCGAACUACGUAGAGGAGAUCAGCCCUACAGCCAUGGAGCCAGACAGAUCUACGACAGAGAACAGUCCUCUAGGGGAUCUGUUGAGAGGAAGUGUGGACGUGUCUUCCUGUCAGAUUGUGGUGAGACCAGAAGGGAAGGGCAGCAGACCGUUUGUCUUCUCUCUGGUUCCUGUGGCUUCACCGCGUACAGGUCCAGUGCUGGACAUCGCAGCCAGCUCGCUGGACGAGCUGAAGGACUGGGUGGUGAAGAUCCGAGAGGUCACAAUGACCUCUGAAGCCAAGCUUGAAGAAGGUAAAAUGAUGGAAAGAAGAAAGAAGAUUGCUUUAGAGCUGUCAGACCUCGUCAUCUACUGUCGGCCGGUUCCUUUUGAUGAAGAGAAAAUUGGGACGGAGCGGGCCUGUUUUCGGGACAUGUCCUCAUUUCCAGAGACCAAAGCCGAGAAAUACGUGAACCGGAUCAAAGGGAAGAAGUUCCUGCAGUAUAACCGACUGCAGCUGUCUCGUAUCUACCCGCGUGGACAGCGGCUGGACUCCUCUAACUACGACCCGUUGCCCAUGUGGCUGUGCGGCAGUCAGCUAGUGGCCCUCAACUUCCAGACCGCAGACAAGCCGAUGCAGAUGAAUCAGUCUCUGUUCAUGCUGAACGGCAGGAGCGGUUAUGUGCUGCAGCCACCAAUCAUGAGAGAUGACAACUUUGACCCGUUUGAUAGACACUCACUGAGAGGAGUUGAACCAUUCACACUCAGCAUAGAGGUUUUGGGAGCACGCCACCUGCCCAAAAACGGACGAGGUAUCGUUUGCCCUCUCAUCGAGAUCGAGGUUUGUGGAGCAGAAUACGACAAUGCCAAGCAGAGGACUGACUCUGAAGCGGACAACGGUCUGAACCCCACCUGGCCGAGGAAGCCCUUCAGAUUCACAGUGUGUAAUCCUUCCUUUGCGUUCCUACGCUUUGUGGUUUAUGAGAUCGACAUGUUCAAUGAUCAGAACUUCCUCGCUCAGGCAACAUUUCCCAUCAACUGCCUCAAAACAGGCUACCGGUCAGUUCCUCUGAAGAACAGCUACAGUGAGGAUCUCGAGUUGGCAUCUCUGCUAGUGCACAUGGACAUCAUCAGAGGAAGGGUGGGCUAUGAGAUCAUACAUGAGAACGGGGAGAUGUUGAGUCCGUUCUCUGCAGCGGGAGCGAUGGCGAUGGCCAUGCAGGUGGGCCGGGAGCGUACGGGCGACUCGAGCUCUGUUUCCUCCACCUCCUCCAUGUCACCUCUACCCUCGUCUCCGGCACAGGCGCUGGGAUACCGCGGUCAGGAGGGCUCGUUCGAGGCCCGAUACCAGUCUCCUCUCGAUGACUUUAGAGUUUCACAGGAGGUGCUGUUGGACCACGAAUACAGGAGGAUACGCAGGGCUCGUGUUAGUGCAGACAACCGUGCCUAAGCCAACCAGCUGAGCGGACGACAGAUGGACAGAGCAGACGCGAGGCCAGCUAUAAGGUUCCUCCAGGGCUGGUGAAGUCAAGGACUGCCGUGAAACCGGUUUCUAAAGAAAUGUCAUCGCCAGCGUUUAUGAACUGAAAUCUCUCUUUUUCCAUACGACUCUUACGCACAGAGCCGUUCGAGUGGCGGAAGGAUUUGCGGAGUGCCGCUGCGGUUAUGGAGCCUGCGACUAACGGACAAAAAUGAACAAAUAUCUGCUUAGCUACAAUCUGAAACUGCGGCGGAAUGGAAAAACUCAAGGACAGCAGUUGGUGGCGACAAAAGGCCAAUGUUUCAAAAUUGAGUGGAAGCUGUAUCAUUCACCAUUUUGAAACUGAUUCCAGGUUAACAUUUUUGGAGUAAUAAUGCUUUCUUUAUGCUAUCUCUCUGGCUUAUAUAUGAAUCUAUAAAUGUGUGUGUGUUCCCCAUUUCGUUGUCGAUCAACAGUUGAAGCUGAUCAGCUCUCAAAGAGCCGCUUACUCCAGAUUUUCAUUUCAAAAUGAGGAUUAUUUUUUAUUAUUUAAACAUCUGUUUUUAACUUUCGUAAUGUUAUUGUUUUUUUCUAUAUGAGUGUUUCUGACAUGAGGGCUUGGCCUUUUUAAUUGUUUCUCAAAUUCUUGCUUAUUCUUCCUUCUCUCUGUCAGAGCUGAUGGACUAAUGGGUUUGAACCAUCCCAAAAUUCUCGUGUUCUUGUUUUUUAAAUGGGAAGGUGGCGAAAGAUCGUGUUGAAGAAUCACUAUCUGAGGCUCUUCAAUGUUCAUUAACUCUAGAACAACCUUUUUUUGUUUUUAAAAAUGAAGUCUUUAACGACAUUAUCAAGUGCCCAGAGAGCAAUAUCACUCUCCUUGUUUUGUUUUGCCAGUCUGUACAAGCGAACUUUAAUUUUCAAACCGCUCAGGUUGAGUUUAUAAGCCAGCAUUGGGCUAUGGGAGUGUUGGAUGCAAAAUAUUGUGUUUAGUUUACAGAUCAGAACUUUCUCAUUUCAGAAUGUUUUUCCUUUACGAAACUACUUCUGUUAUUUGUCAUUAUUAUGCCUCCGUGUUUCAGCACUCAAAAUAUAUGGUUCCUGAUAGUGUUUUAUUACAUCUUAUCACCUCAAAUAUGUUUUGCGUAUGAUUUAGUACCAUUAGUAGUUUGUUAGACACUGAGUCUCUUAAAAGAAAGCCAAAGGUAGAUGAUCCAGGUGACUAAUAUGGGAAAUUGGGACCAAAUAUGUUUGUCUCAGUAUUUUGGGUCAGUAAAACACCUUGAGCGUUAAACUAGUCUAUGAAUUGGUCAGAGUUGGCCAACAUUUGUGUUGUGUAGCUGUGUAAAAAGAGUACAAGGGCAUUUCUGCUAAAUCUGCAGUCUUUUAGAUAUAUUUAUCUUGUGCCAAGCAGUCGCUAUAAUUUUGUAUUUUGCCAUAUUAUCUCCCUGAUACUCCCGUUAUGCUAGUAAUGGAUAAAUAAGCAUAAGACUGCUACACUUUAGUAUUUACAUUUGAUGUACAGUAACUAACUAAGGCCAUAUUUAUUGUAGGAGCUCCACAGAUUCAUGCAGUUCUCAUGUUUAGCAAGUAGAGGUUGAGAUAUAUCACUGAACAGCACACAUCUAUAUGCCUUGUAGCUCUGAGACGAAUUGUUUAGUUUUUCAGCCACAGACAGAAGCCAUUACGAAGCUUUGUUGCAUCAUUUUCUGUCAUUGAUUCUUAACCUGGCUCUCCGUUUGACCUUGGGGUCCAGGUGUGUAUUUACAAUGCAGGGUGACUAUGGAGAGGUCAACACUGUAUUGUUUGUGCUUUGCAGCCCUUGUAAAUAAAUAUUUGAUUCACUUUUUGCAUUUUGGCUGCUAGGCAAAGCAACUGUUGUUGCACUAUUCAGUUCGGUGCAUACUUUGGGGCUGGAAGCAUAUGAUCGAUAAGUUGAAUCCCGAAGCGAUGUUGUUACAAAGUUCAUUAUUGUACAUUUUCCUGAUUGGGCAUAUGCAAAAUAAUAAUUACAAUUAAAAUGAGAGGAAAAAUCCCUUGCAGGUGGCAUUUUAACUUGCAUGAGCAAUUCAAGCAAUUGGGACGCAAGGAUACAUAUAUUCCUUAUAGUUUUAUAUACAGCAAAUUUGCAUUAUGCAAUCUAGAAAUACUGGGACCAUAGUAACUUCCUGAGCUUUUGAAAAGAUGAAAAACACAAGGCCGAACUCAUUUAGAAGGAAAUUUUGUCAAUUUCUCCUGCAUUAAUUGCUAAUUAUCCAACAUUCCCUGAAUGCUUUGUGUUAAAUCCCUUUCCCUAUACUGAUAUAGCCCUUCUCAUUCUGUAAAUCGGUUUCUGCUUUUUCCUUGCAUCAUCUUUCAUGUGCCUUGGUGUAUGUAUGCAUAUAUACAUCAACGAAAGAUCCCCUGUAUCUAUUAUGUAUGCCUUUUCUAUGCUUUCUUGCAUCAACAUUUAGUUAACAAUGUUCUUAUUUACGAACCAAGCCUUUUCUGUAACGUGCCUAUGCUAUAUUGGAGGAAGUAUACAUUUUAAUUUUGCUUUUCAUAUGAAAGAUUAUCAAGCCUGAGAAUAAAUAAAGUACUAAUUCAACAUAGAA
Molecule: messenger RNA, 6777 nt
Organism: Myxocyprinus asiaticus (Chinese sucker)
Lineage: Eukaryota; Metazoa; Chordata; Actinopteri; Cypriniformes; Catostomidae
Product: 1-phosphatidylinositol 4,5-bisphosphate phosphodiesterase gamma-1-like
Exons: 33
Coding region: 248-4180 (1310 amino acids)
Biological process (GO): phosphatidylinositol-mediated signaling; phospholipid catabolic process; positive regulation of epithelial cell migration
Molecular function (GO): phosphatidylinositol-4,5-bisphosphate phospholipase C activity; protein binding
Source: RefSeq, a predicted model, not a curated record